This is a messenger RNA of Rhizoctonia solani, 1563 nucleotides long. RefSeq lists its product as uncharacterized. The transcript is spliced from 7 exons. Lineage: Eukaryota; Fungi; Basidiomycota; Agaricomycetes; Cantharellales; Ceratobasidiaceae. The coding region runs from base 1 to 1563 and encodes 520 amino acids. The record is from RefSeq and is a predicted model, not a curated record.
AUGGCCGAUAACUUGAAUACUCGUACGAUACAGUCACCCGGGGCAGGACCAAGUCGACCUCGACCUCCCGACAUCUCUGUUCCGCCUUCACAUCUCCCCAUCGCACCCCUAGGCGUACGUCCCCGGACUCCUACACGCGCUUCGACCAGUGUCUAUGAACAGUCUGAACUUGGCUCUUAUCUACAUCCCAACGCUGCCAGAGCUACGACUCCGACGGGCAAGAAUGGUGCCGAAUCAAAUAGAGGGAGAAGAGGGUCAGCUGGCUCGAUUGCGUCUAUCACUUCAAAAAUUACAGAUCCAGGACGAGGCUUCUUCUUUGUUCACUCUAUUUGGCGAACGGACAUCAUCACAUUUUGCAGCCAUGUACGCGCCGAUCCCUCAUUAAGCAACGCCCGUAUCACCCACGUUCAGGCCCGCAAAUCUCGUCGCCUGCCAUUUAUGCACGAGUACCUGCUCAUAUUCUUUACCUCUGCCAAUUCGCAGCGCUUUGUCAUGCGUAUUGACCGUCUUGGAAAAGUCAGUCUGGGAUCUACAAGUGGGAACUCGGAGCUUGCGACGGAUGCGGGUGCGGGUAAUGCGAUUCAAGAAGUGGGGAUAUAUCAUCUUCAAGAUUCUCAGCAUGGUAUUGAGACUACUGCCAACGCCCCUUGGCUUGCAAUGGAUGGAGCCUGGGGGUCUCACCCGCUUGUUACGCUUGUUGCUUGGGACAAACUGAGCGAGGACAACAAGCAAGCGUCACAUCACGUACAGACCGCAGUUUUUGGAAUGAUAGAGUAUCCGAGACUGAAGGAUGUGUCCGGAUUGUUAGAGGGGAUCCUACUUGAAAUGCCCAAUUACCAUCUCACAACGGCUAAUUGUUACCUCAUGACUCGAUCUUCGCUUAUACUCCUACAUCGCUGCUACCCUGCUGCGUUUGCUUGUUACCUUGGCCCGCCGUCGGGUGAAAUGAUUUCUCCGUCUCUUUUAGCCGAACCUGUAUGGGCCGGGCUACUUCGAUGGUACUUGCCGUUCGUGGUGGUAUUCUUUUUCGCCUACAUUCCCUUGGUCAUCCUCCUUCAUGGGUUCCUGUGGACCAGCCUCAUGUGCUUUGGGUCUUGCGACCAGGGCUCUCGGGCGCUAACCGCCGUGGCGUAUGCUGUCCAUUCGAUUGUGGACGUUCCACUCCCUAUCGGGAUCAUUCAUAGCUACAUGACUUCGCUCGAGGUGCAGACCAAUCGGCUGGUGGUGAAUAUUUCUACGCAGUUUUUCAGAAUACGCAACCCACAGGUCGAGUCGGUCCCUGCUUCAACUUCAAGAAAGCCAUUCGCUACGCUCAUCGAUGACGCCUGGCUCGUCCUCAUUGGCUGGAUCGUGCUCGGCACCUCAUGUGGAAUCUUAUUAUUCAUCUCGGCUGCAGCCGAUUACGGAGCCCUGGCGGUAUUCGUCAUCCUUCUCAUUGCCUCCAUCUGGUUCAACUUCAGGUACGGGAGCGAUGGCGCAGCGGAUAUUGUACUGGACCAGAGCGGCGACUUGGACAAUUUCUUCGGGCCACCGCCGGCUAUUGAGUUGCCUUCGUUUGCAUAG